GCCAAGCUAGAAUCUAUGGAGCCUUUCUUUAGCGUUAAGGAUAGGAUUAGUUAUAGCAUGAUUUCAGAUGCUGAGGCAAAAGGCCUUAUCAAACCUAGGGAGAGUGUCCAUAUUGAACUUACAAGUGGUAACACUGGCAUAGGCUUGGCAUUCAUGGCAGCAGCAAAGCGAUACAGGCUUAUCAUUACGAUGCCUUCAAUUCUCAUUGGUUUUGGUGUUGAAGUGGUGCUCAUUGACCCCGCAAAGGGAAUGAAAGGUGCUAUUCAGAAAGCUGAAAAGAUACGAGACAAGACACCUAACUCCUACAUUCUUCAGCAGUUUGAAAAUCCUGCCAACCCGAAGAUACAUUAUGAAACCACUGGACCAGAAAUCUGGAAAGGGUCAAACGAAAAAAUUGAUGCUUUUGUUUCCGGAAUUGGUACUGGAGGGAUGAUCACUGGUACAGGAAGGUUCCUUAAAGAGCAGAACCCUGGUAUAAAGCUGUUUGGUGUGGAACCUGUUGAAAGUCCUACUCUCUCUGGAGGAAAACUUGGUCCUCAUAAGAUUCAAGGAAUUGGUGCUGGUUUUAUUCCUGGGGUUUUGGAGGUUGAUCUUAUUGAUGAAGGAAUUCAAAUUUCAAGCGAUGAAGCCAUAGAAACUGCAAAGCUUCUAACAUUGAAAGAAGGGUUGCUAGUGGGAAUAUUAUCUGAUACUGCAGCUGCUGCUGCAAUUAGGAUUGCGAAGAGACCAGAGAAUGUUGGAAAACUCAUUAUUGUGAUCUUCUCGAGUUUUGGUUGUGCUUUUUGA
This is a messenger RNA of Olea europaea var. sylvestris, 786 nucleotides long. Its product is annotated as cysteine synthase-like. The transcript has a single exon. Gene Ontology annotation, cellular component: cytoplasm. NCBI's taxonomy places the organism in Eukaryota, Viridiplantae, Streptophyta, Magnoliopsida, Lamiales, Oleaceae. The record is from RefSeq and is a predicted model, not a curated record. Gene Ontology annotation, molecular function: cysteine synthase activity. Bases 16 to 786 code for a protein of 256 amino acids.